Molecule: messenger RNA, 1063 nt
Organism: Daucus carota subsp. sativus
Lineage: Eukaryota; Viridiplantae; Streptophyta; Magnoliopsida; Apiales; Apiaceae
Exons: 5
Coding region: 209-619 (136 amino acids)
Source: RefSeq, a predicted model, not a curated record
AGAAGUGUUUCCGGUUUCCUUUUUAAUAAGUUGUGACGAAGCAUCUGGGCUAUUCAAUUAAGCUCGGUCAAUCCAGUAGUUAACGUUGCAAAUCGUGAAAUUACAGACACACGAGCAGCUCAACAAAACAAAGCUUCUUCGGCCUACUGGCAUUCGUGUUUUUUUGAUGAAAAUUGGAAAACUAGUUACUUGAGUGAAAAUCAGAGCAAUGUCAAGGCCAAUUAUCUUAGUUUUCCUGCUGCUGUUGAUCGUAUUCACGUCUCAAAUUGAUUGGAACCAACAGAUUGUUAGUGAAGUUGAAGCAAAUCCUAAUUUAUCACGCAAGCAACUAGAUCAUGUAAGCAGUCAAGACUCCGUUAAAGAAAAGAUUGUUAGUGAAGUUGAAGCAAAUCCUAAUUUAUCACGCAAGCAACUAGAUCAUGUAAGCAAUCAAGACUCCAUUAAAGAAAAGAUUAUCCUAUCCCAAGAAAAAAGCAUUCAGAAACUUAAUAAGCUGGUUCAGAGUCUUCAAGAACAGCUAGUGCAGUGCAGGGUUAUAAAUGGGGAUAUAGAUGACCCUGCUGGCCCUUUAGCUGAACUUCUCCAUGAACUUGAGCAACAGCAACUUCUUGAUGCAUGAGGUUUGUCGAUUAUUCCACUUGUGAUCUUUCCUUCCAAGAGCUGUGAGAUCCUCUUCUCUCUGAUCGACGUGUUGGCAUAAAAUUGAUUAAUAUGUUGGGGGUCAUGAUCAUGAAGGCUCUAAGGAGCUAUCAUAUUUAUUUGGGAGACUGACCACCAUUUUGCAUUUGUUCAGGCUUUUGGGCAUUUUAUUAUGUGCAGCUAAAGUUAAUAUCUUGAGCUAACUGUAGUAUAAGUGGGUGGAAAUAUUUUAAUGUUUGACGUAGUACAUACGUAGAUAGCUUCUGAAAGCAAUAGGCACUUGGAUAUAAACACCUUGUACUGUUUAUAUUCCCUUCACCUUGAAUAUAUUAUUUUGAUAAUUUUCAAAAUCUAGUUAAUAUCACUUGUGAAUAUGUUAUUAAUAUUCAAAUAUAUUUAUAGACUUGUAUUUUUAUUUUUUCAA